Aspergillus heteromorphus CBS 117.55 is the source of this 2094-nucleotide messenger RNA. RefSeq names its product MFS transporter. The transcript is spliced from 4 exons. The record is from RefSeq and is a predicted model, not a curated record. The coding region runs from base 1 to 1686 and encodes 561 amino acids. NCBI's taxonomy places the organism in Eukaryota, Fungi, Ascomycota, Eurotiomycetes, Eurotiales, Aspergillaceae. Gene Ontology annotation, molecular function: transmembrane transporter activity. Gene Ontology annotation, biological process: transmembrane transport.
AUGGAACACCACGAGAAGUUCGAGGCCGACGUCGACGAUCGGUCGUCGGUCGCGGAGCACCCUUCAGCCGCCUAUGAUCGCGAGGCCCAGUUGGAGGCGUCGGGUCUUCAUGACACCAUCGAGCUCGAACGCAUCAACACCUACCGUCUCCAGCAGCAACUCACGGUCGGGUCCCGGGUCAGUCGCACGCCGCAAGACCAAUGGCUGCCCCUCGGCGCGGGGAAGCCCUACCCUCCUCCUCUCCCCGACUCCGAGGGCUACAUCGUGGAGUUCGAGGGCGCCGGUGAUCCGAUGCACCCCCACAACUGGCCCAUGAAGCAAAGAGUCAUGAUCGGCUCGAUGCUAACGUUCUGCGCCCUGGUGUGCGCCUACGUCAGUGCGGUCUUCGCCACCGCUGCAUCGGGGGCCAUGAGAGAGUUCGGGUUCGGGGAGGAGGUCGCGGCCCUGGGGACGACUCUCUACGUGCUGGGCUUCUCGGCCGGGCCAACGGUAUGGGCGCCCAGUUCUGAGCUGAUCGGCCGGCGCUGGCCGCUCUUGAUCGGCAUGUUCGGCUUCGAUGUCUUCACCAUCGCGUGCGCCACAGCCAAGGACACGCAGACCAUCAUGCUGUGCCGCUUCUUCUCCGGCUUCUUCGCAGCCAGCAUCAUCGCCCUGGUGCCCGCCACCCUGUCGGACAUCUUCAACAACCACCAGCGCGGCAUCGCCAUUGCCAUGUACACAGUCUCCGUCUUCACCGGUCCCUUCACGGCCCCGUUCAUCGGUGGCUUCACCGCAGAGAGCUACCUCGGGUGGCGGUGGACGCUCUACAUGCCCGCCAUCGUGGGGUUCUUCGCUCUUGCGCUGAUAGCCCUCUUCACUCGGGAAACCUACGCGCCCGUGAUCCUCGUCCAGAAGGCCGCCAUCCUCCGGCGCCAGACGCGCAACUGGGGCAUCCACGCCCGCCAGGACGAACUCGAGAUUGACUUCCGCGAACUAGUCACCAAGAACCUGGCGCGUCCGUUCCUGAUUCUCUUCACGGAGCCUAUCGCAUUCAUGCUCACCCUGUACAUGUCAUUUAUCUACGGCCUGGCCUAUGCGCUGCUAGAGGCAUACCCGAUCGUGUUCGAAGGCACCUACGGCAUGGUCGGCGGGGUCGCAGGGCUGCCUUUCAUCGGCCUGAUCCUCGGAGAAAUCGCCGGUAGUAUCUUCAUCAUCUCCCUCCAGGGAUCCUACUCGCGGAAGCUCAACGCCAACAAAAACGUGCCGGUGCCGGAAUGGCGUCUCCCGCCCGCCAUCGUCGGCGGCGUGGCCUUUGCCGGGGGUCUAUUCUGGUUCGGAUGGACGGGCUGGGACCGGUCGAUCCACUGGAUGGCGCCCACGGCCGCGGGCGUGCUGGUCGGCUUCGGAAUGACCUCCAUCUUCAUGCAAGGGUUCAACUACCUCCUGGACACGUAUCUGAGAUUCGCUGCCUCCGCGUUCGCCGCCAACACCAUGAUGCGAUCCAUGGUCGGAGCCGUAUUCCCCCUGUUCACCCGCCAAAUGUUCGACAACCUGGGCAUCCAAUGGGCCGGUACUCUGCUGGGCUGCAUUGCCGUCGUGAUGAUUCCCAUCCCGGUUAUGUUUUACGUCUACGGGGGCCGUCUCCGGCGGACGAGCAAGUUGGCUCCUGUGAUGGAGGCCGACGAGGACGAGGUCAAACAGGAGUAGCCUCCUCGCCUUCUGAUUAUGACACAUAGAUACUGUUGUACUUGCCAUUUACCACUAUGUCAGCAUUAUAGACUUAAUAAGAUAGAUAGAUACCACUUGUGCGAGAUUUUUGUGGGCUAGCCCGCCCUCAUGACUCCGACCGAACCAGGCAGGCAGGCAGGCAGGCAGGCUAGGCCCAGCCGUGGGCUAGAUAGGUCUUCUCUUCCACAUCGCUCCACUGACUCACUCACCUAUGUAUGAUGAAAGAUCAGUCUGCAUUCUAGUUACGAUGGGAAGACCAAUCACGGUGCAGACUUGAUGUCCAUGAAUGCGGGCGUCUUCAAGCCCAUAUGACCCUAGUCCUACAUGCAGCGAUCGGCACCCAGACCAGACCGAUACCCCCGGCAAAGUCGCUGCUCUGAAUUCCGC